AGAAAACGUGAAUUACGGAAACUCUUAAUUUGGGGUAAUUGUUUCAGCAAGGUAUGCGUGACAACAAAGGGCUGUGUUGCUUCUUGUGUCUCUGUUCCAUCAGAAUUCCAUGAUCUCUUCUUCCGUCACCUUUGACAUCAACGAUUAAGGCUUCAAUUUUCAUGCUCAGGAGAACCCUUUUCUUUGAUUCUGGAUCAUGAUUUUCUAGCCAAAAAGUUGUGUGUGAGGUGUCAACAAGGUGCAUAACUUAUCCUUCUAAGGGUCAAGGGAUCGAAUUGGACAUCUUGGCCCUGCAAUUCCUCGAUUAGUUUCAUAGAAGAUAUUUUUUGGUAUCAUUUGUCUGGUUGUGACAAAUGGGGGCAUCUUCUGACAACGUAACCGGGUUUAUUCUGGCUGUCUCUUCCAGCAUUUUCAUUGGCUCCAGCUUCAUAAUAAAAAAAAUGGGGCUAAAGAAGGCUGGGGCUACAGGGAAAAGAGCAGCUUCGGGAGGGCAUGCAUAUCUCCGUGAACCUUGUUGGUGGUUUGGAAUGAUCUCUAUGAUUGUUGGAGAAAUAGCCAAUUUUGCAGCCUAUGCCUUUGCUCCUGCACUACUAGUAACUCCUUUGGGAGCUUUGAGUAUCAUUUUCAGUGCAGUACUAGCUCACUUUAUACUAAAGGAGAGAUUGCACAUAUUUGGCGUGCUUGGAUGUGCUCUCUGUGUGGUAGGAUCUACAACUAUUGUGUUGCAUGCUCCCCAUGAAAGAGUUAUUCACUCUGUUAAGGAAGUGUGGGAACUUGCUACAGAACCUGGAUUUUUGAUCUACGGCUGCAUAGUUGUGGUUGUGGUUUGCAUCCUUAUUUUCUAUUAUGUUCCACGAUAUGGGCAAAGCCAUCUGAUUGUAUAUGUUGGAAUAUGCUCUCUCACAGGCUCAAUUACGGUUAUGAGUGUGAAAGCAGUUUCAAUAGCUAUGAAGCUUACAUUUGAAGGCAACAACCAAUUCGUUUACUUUCAGACGUGGUUCUUUACAAUUAUUGUCAUAGGAUGUUGUCUUUUGCAGAUUAACUACUUGAACAAGGCUUUGGACACUUUUAACACCGCAGUUGUAUCACCAAUUUACUAUGUCAUGUUUACAUCAUUCACCAUUUUUGCCAGCAUAAUGAUGUUCAAGGAGUGGGACACACAAGAUGCAUCACAAAUUGCUACUGAGGUUUGUGGCUUUGUUACAAUUUUAUCUGGGACCUUUCUUCUUCACAAAACCAAAGAUAUGGGUAAUAAACCCAUACAGACUCCAGUUUUUACAGCUCCAGAGCAUGAGGAUAAUAGCACAGCGACUUGAUAUCCAUGUUGUUUUUAAACUCUAGCCUGGAAAACAGUGGUUUUUCAUCUAUGUUUCCAGACUACAGAGGGUUUUCAAAUCCUAUGAAGAUUAAGCUAUGUAUGAAUUUCAAGAAGAAGGUCAAAGAAUGAGUGGUAUUUCUUGGUUUUAACAAGCUUGUAGUGUCAGGAAAGGCAAAACAGAAAGUAAGAAGUGAUAAAGGUUACAAGAAGCAGACAAUAUUAGAGAUUAAUAUCAUAAUUUAGUUUCCUGUAAUCUUUUCUUACGAUUUUCCUUUUGGCAAUUUCUAUGAGCAGAUGAUUUUUUUGUGAAAUUGUGAAUAGCUAAUACUCUAAAAUUUGUCUUCAUAUGAGAUGACGAUCCUUGAAAUCCAUUUGAAAGUCUUGUUAUGGUCUUCA
Messenger RNA from Vigna angularis (adzuki bean), 1714 nucleotides. RefSeq names its product probable magnesium transporter NIPA1. Gene Ontology annotation, molecular function: magnesium ion transmembrane transporter activity. The record is from RefSeq and is a predicted model, not a curated record. Gene Ontology annotation, cellular component: membrane. NCBI's taxonomy places the organism in Eukaryota, Viridiplantae, Streptophyta, Magnoliopsida, Fabales, Fabaceae. Bases 354 to 1316 code for a protein of 320 amino acids. The transcript has 9 exons. Gene Ontology annotation, biological process: magnesium ion transport.